Chenopodium quinoa (quinoa) is the source of this 760-nucleotide messenger RNA. RefSeq names its product peamaclein-like. The coding region runs from base 95 to 415 and encodes 106 amino acids. The transcript is spliced from 2 exons. Lineage: Eukaryota; Viridiplantae; Streptophyta; Magnoliopsida; Caryophyllales; Amaranthaceae. The record is from RefSeq and is a predicted model, not a curated record.
CCCGUUUUUUGUUACACUCUACACUUACCUCCAAACCAAAAAAUAUCACACUAUUACAUAGUUUGUUAAAGAAAAUCUAACAAAGAAAAAGAUAAUGAAGUUUUCAGUUCCAACUUUGGUUUUAAUUUCUCUUGUUAUAACUUGUGUUUUCAUUGAGAUUACUGAUGCUGUUUCAGCUGCUCCUAUAUCUUCUCCUACUACUUCUCCUACUCAAGCCCCUCCUGGAGUGCCAGGAUUUUGUGCGGAUAAAUGCGCAUACAGAUGCUCAAGGAAUCCAAGGAACUUAUGCAAGAAAUUAUGCAUGCAUUGUUGUAAAAAAUGCCAGUGUGUUCCCAAUGGUCCUUUCGCCGACAAAAGCCAGUGCCCUUGCUACAGAGACCUCAAGAACAACGAAGGCCAAUCUAAGUGUCCUUAGUUUUAAUUUAGACCAACAAAUCCUAUGUAUCUAUGCUUAAUAUCUUUAAUCCAUCAUUAUAAUCCUUAAUGCUUAGUAAUGGUUAUUAGUAAGAAAUAAUGAUAAUUAUAUAUAUAGGGCAUCAUAUAUAUUGAUUGUCGUCUGCCCAUAAAUUAUUAAAGAUUUAGACAGUUGUUGUCAUAUGUUGUGUGAUAACUAGUGUCUCGUCUUGUAUCUGUCGUUUUGAUUUAUUGGUUUGAUGAUUAUCAUAUUUUUUGUUGAUCUUAUUAUGAGCUAUGAAAGUUUGGAUGUAAUUUGAUGUUUAUAAAGUUUGGUUAUGGCUUUAUAUGCCUUAUUUAUAUUAAA